This is a messenger RNA of Colletotrichum tamarilloi, 2070 nucleotides long. RefSeq lists its product as uncharacterized. Gene Ontology annotation, molecular function: 5'-flap endonuclease activity. The coding region runs from base 1 to 2070 and encodes 689 amino acids. NCBI's taxonomy places the organism in Eukaryota, Fungi, Ascomycota, Sordariomycetes, Glomerellales, Glomerellaceae. The transcript is spliced from 4 exons. The record is from RefSeq and is a predicted model, not a curated record.
AUGGGCAUCGCGGGUUGCGUUCAAGCUGGUCCAUCCGGCGUCGAGAAAUCCUUGGCACAAUGGGCCACUGAUCACUUGAAGAAACAUGAAAGACCACUUCGCAUUACUGUCGGUGCAGCCCAUUGGCAGUUCAAGAAUGUCUCUAACGCCCAGGAAGCUGCUAUUCAACAACAAUCACUAGGUUCCCACCCACAAGAGAAGGCCAUCCUCGAACGUCUGCUGCCGUUGAUGCGGCUCGGUAUCCAUGUGGUAUUUGUCUUCGACGGCGAACAGCGCCCAAAAAUCAAGCGGGGCUCCAAACGGUACGGUCAACGAGAGUCAACCACCGCUCUCAUAAAGAACACGCUGGAUCACAUUCUCGUACCUUGGCUCCAGGCACCAGGCGAAGCUGAAGCUGAAUGCGCUUUACUCCAGCAACAAGGUCUCGUCGAUGCAGUCUGGUCUGAGGACGGCGAUUGCUUCAUGUUCGGCUCCACUGUUGUCAUUAGAGACCUGCGGGAUACCAAGAACCACGAGUCCAAGGAGCAUGCGCGAAUCUUCGACAUGAGAGAAAUCCGUCGCUUGAAGGCUGGCCUUUACAAUGAUAAAAGUGUCGCCUGUUUCGCUAUGCUCACUGGCUGCGACUACGCCCCCUCCGAACUCUUAGGCUGCGGGACACGUCUCGCUCAAGAGCUUGUCAGAGACGGCGGCCUUGUCGAGAGCUUCUGUCGUAUCCAGACGCUUCCUCAAAGGAAUCAAUGGCGAACGCGCUUGAGGAAUUCUAUUGAGAAAAUCACCAGCCUGACAGACCUGCACUUCAACAAGGACAAGUCCAAUAUCAUGACUUUCCCUGAUCUUGAUGCCCUCAAGAAUUGUCGUUCGCCCGCAGUGUCCACCUCAGACACACUCAAAAGGCUCCCUUUCCUGCAGGGCGAGUGGUAUGGCACCCGCACCACGAACAGCCUGGCAACCACGAUUCCUUGGAUGCAGCAGUACUACUUUUCGAGAAUGACCACUAUUUGGUGGAUCAGGCAGUUCACACCCAUGGUAUUGAACCAGAGGCUUCUCAAAGGCGAAUUUCAAGCUCUCGACCUCGUCGCCAAGGUUGCACAAAAACGUAAGGAGCGCCCAACGAGUUCCAUCGAACUGGAUCCCUGUAAUGUGUUCCCCGGUAUCGAGAAUGUCUUCAUCGAAUCCGAGGGAAAUCUUCUAGUGAACAGAUUGCGAAGCGACCGCGAAUUGGCGGGCAGUCCGAUCGAGAAUGGGAAAUUUGACAUGCUGGACGCAAUUCUAGGGCUUGGGAUGUCCGACGAAACAUACCAGGCGUGGAGGAAGAAAAAGAGGUCACCUCCGGCAGCCAAGAUUCAUCCGGCACAUUCAGCGCGGGCACCCCUACCUCCUCAGAUGAGUCUCGGCAGCCUAGUUCCUUCCAUUAACAGUUUUCAGGCAAAAGGCGGUGUUCUUGACGACUUAACGGAGCCUUCUAACAUCGCCUUUGGUGUUGAUGGAGCUGAAGUCAUUUCGCCAGACCUUCUGAAGCUUCAAAAGCAGAUUCUUGCGGAAUGCCAGGCCAACAAGAUUCGAACUUCCUCUAUAGAGCCUCGAGGCAAUAGUCGCAAUAGUCGCAUUGCCUGCCGUACCGGCUACUGCAAGCCCAUCCGGUCGUUCCAAGCUCAAGACUGCAAUGCCAGCAACUCCCUCGAUAUCAGAAACAAACGACCUGCAAAGCUCGGAGCAAACCGGAGUCUCAAAGAGACAACGAGGGGUACGGGAUACGAUGGGAGUAUUGCCCUUCGAUACGGCAGUGCUUACAGCCUCGACAACGACGAUACUCCCUGUGAGUCGGCCUCAGCCAAGAAGAGAAGGCUGGAGGAAGCCAAUGUGGAGGAUGUACGAACCGAGGCCCCCGGGAUGAGAGCAAGAUGCAUGCUUCUUGAGGUUGAGAUGGACUCCUCUCAGGAUUCCAUUCGGGCUACCAAGGCGAAAGGAGACGGGCGAUGUAAGCCUGCUAUCGUGGAUGAUGAUACAGGUACCUCCGGAGCGCGGGUGCAUGGUGGCGGAACAGUUGACGAUCCAUUCGAGGUCUUGUAA